Capsella rubella is the source of this 2193-nucleotide messenger RNA. RefSeq names its product protein MAIN-LIKE 2. The record is from RefSeq and is a predicted model, not a curated record. Gene Ontology annotation, biological process: meristem maintenance; meristem development. NCBI's taxonomy places the organism in Eukaryota, Viridiplantae, Streptophyta, Magnoliopsida, Brassicales, Brassicaceae.
UUGCGUUUACUCCAUCGAUGGAGAAGACAUUGCCAUCGUCAUCACUCACUGAGAAUCUCCUCAUUGAAGAGAGAGCAGAAGUGAUGGUUUCCGAGAAUGGCCGUCGCUUUAGAAGAGCCCAUUUUCUAAAACCCUCUUCGACCUCCAUUGAUGGUUCUGCAGCCAAGCUUCCCCGUCGUGAAGAACAACGUCGCUCCGAUACUUCUUUGCAACUAAAGCGCUUGUCUUCGAGGGGAUUAUUCUCGGGGUUUUGGUUUGCAGAGCUUCAUUUCGUCUCUUGGCUUGGAAAAAUGGAAGCUUUGUAUGGUCACAUUUGGAAAAAAGCAGGGAUUUUUGAAGCAAUCAAGGCAUCGGCUUACAAUAUCACCAAAAACCCGUCUCUGAUUUUCUCCGUUGCAGAGAAAUGGUGUUCUGAAACCAAAUCCUUCAUCUUCCCAUGGGGUGAAGCGACGAUAACGUUAGAGGAUGUAAUGGUGCUUCUAGGGUUUUCUGUUUUGGGUUCUCCUGUUUUUGCUCCUUUAGAGAGCUCGGAGAUGAGAGAUUCCGCAGAGAAACUGGAGAAAUUAAGAGCAAAGAAAGCUAUCAAAGAUAAGAGAGUGAGCAUACUAUCAUGGAUUUCCAUCUUCUUGGGUAGAGGUGAUCAGAUGGAACAUGAAGCUUUUCUUGUAUUGUGGCUUUCGUUUUUUGUUUUUCCAGCUAGAUCUCGUCGUUCCAUUUCGAAACAUGUUAUCCCAAUCGCUGUUCGUUUAGCUAGAGGUGAAAGGAUUGCUCUUGCCCCUGCUGUUCUCGCAGUUCUGUACAAAGAUUUGGGUCAACUCUGUGAUUUCGUUAGAGGAAAAUGUGCUGGCAAAGUUCAGUUCAAGUCUCUGUUUAAGUUAGUCCAAGUUUGGGCAUGGGAGAGGUUCAGGAACAUAAGACCAAAGGCUAGAGAGAUACCCAAAGGUGAACCCAGGAUAGCUCAGUGGGACAGUCUCGUACAAAGAUCUAAUAAAGUAAGAAUGAAUUUUGAUGAUUUCGACUGGCGACCUUACACUAAACCGUUGAAGAACUGGAACCCUCUUCGGUUUUACCUUGAAGAAGCUAUGUGGGUGACUGUUGAUGACAAUCUUGAAGAUGAGUUUGUUUCAUUUGCUCGAUGUGUGAGGAGUUCUCAGCUUGUUGGGAUUGGUUUUGUUGAGGAUUACUAUCCUAAUCGUGUUGCAAUGCAAUUCGGGCUGGCUCAAGAUCUCCCUGGUUUGGUUACUCUUCACAGACACUUUACAGAAAAGGAGUCUUGGGAUGAUUACAGUAAGUCUCUUAAGGGUUUUAAGCUCUACAUGCCUUCACGCCUUGAUCAAGGUUCGGUCACUGCGAGAUACCAAGACUGGUGGUUGAAAUCAGUUUCAGACUCUCUGGGUUCUAAAGAGAUGCAGAAAGAAUACGAAGCUUUUAAUGCAAGGAAUACAUUUGAUGAUGACGAUGAUGAUAUAGAUGUAUCUCCCAAUGUAUUGCCUUUGAGUCAAGUGAUUCAGAAGUUGGAAGAAGGCUUUCCUGCAAAAUACAGAAGAUCUAGGAUGAGUAGGUUAGCAAAGAGAUAUGUGCACAGGACGCGAGCUCGUGAGGAUGAUGAUGAGAGCUCUAUGGAUGAAGAAGCUGGUUACAUGACCGUUUCCCAAUUGAUCAGAUUUAGGAAGAAGUUUAGUGAUGUAGAGCAACCUGGAGGUGAUGCUUCUGAAUCAUUUGGAAAAAGAACUAGAAGAUAUCGGGUGGUGGAUAGCGAUGAUGAUUCAGAGCCUUGUCAAAACCAUGCUUCGAUGGAAGUAGAGGAUGAUGAUACUGCCAAAAUAGCAGAGAUCACAAGGCAAUCAUGUGAUAAUGUAAAUGGAAGACAUGUAGAGAAGAAGGCAAUGAUCGAUGAUGAGAUCAAGGAAGCAGAGUCUUGGGUACAUGAAGAUAGAGAAUUGAAGAAGAGAUGCAUUGGAAAGAUUGCAAGUGAAGUUAAAAAGGAAGAAGAAGUUGAUGAAAAAUUGAGGCAGAGAAAGCUUGUAAUAGAGAGGAUAGCAUUGGAGCUGGAGACUCGAAUUAUCAAGGUGGAGAAGAGUUUGGCAAAGAUUAGAAAUUGGAAAGCCAGAGACCAGACCAAAGUUGGAAUGUCUCUGCUUAGGUAGUUUAUGCCAUUUGAUCUGAAACUUUUCAAGAAAAUUUUAGGGAAAC